AAUUUCAACAGGGGCAAACUUUGUAGUGUAUAGAGAUGGGAAAAACAGCCAAAAUUGUCAUAUAGUGCAUGGCGUUAGCAAAGAUAGAAUAAGGGUUUGGAUCGACUCACAGAAUUGGGCGUACAUAUAUGCGGGAAUCGAUGGCUACUCUAUUGACUUCAUGGCUAAUGAAGGAUAUUUAGAAAUGUACGCCUGGAAAUCUCUAACAAUGAAUGAGCAAGAAUAUUCACAAACCUCACUUGGUCCAAACAUUCCUAGCGAGACAUUAGAGGUUCCUUACAGAAACAUUGUUCAAAAUCCACUUACACGUGCAUGGGCGCGAAGUAACACGGGACCAAACGCUGGUUUCCUGUUCCAAGGAAGCGGUGCAAUGGCCUUCGGAAGGACUGUUACCGACAGCGUUUGUAGCUAUGGGGGACUUGUGUAUGCCUACAAUUUUGUAAACAUGCGUUUCUGGAGACCUACAAAUGCAACAAAUGGAGGGCUGAUAUGCGUGUCAAAUUUCUUUGGUAAAGGAACAAAUUCUCAGCGGUCAGUCAAUGCAGAAAUCAUAAUGCGUUCCUGGGGAGUUAAAUCUGAAAGUAAGUGGAUUGUUUAACGGUUUAUGUUUUGUUAUUUUUGAUGAUACAUAUAAGAUAUGAUACUGUCACAUUACACGACGUUACGCCAAACUUGAAUCUUUAUAAAAUGUCAAAAUGGUUGAAAUUAUUUAAUGAAAAUUUCUUUUAUACUUAAACGUCUUAUUAUAAUAUGUUCAGUUCGUCUAUUUGA
This is a messenger RNA of Ruditapes philippinarum (Manila clam), 771 nucleotides long. RefSeq lists its product as uncharacterized. NCBI's taxonomy places the organism in Eukaryota, Metazoa, Mollusca, Bivalvia, Venerida, Veneridae. Bases 161 to 598 code for a protein of 145 amino acids. The record is from RefSeq and is a predicted model, not a curated record. The transcript is spliced from 3 exons.